AUGCUGGGGAUCCUGGGUCUGGCACUGUGCGGCCUGUGGACUGGCACGCGAGCGGACUCCGGGGCACUGCUGCGGCUGGGCAUGGACGUCAUGAACCAGGUCCAGAAUGCCAUGGAUGAGAGCCAUAUCCUGGAGAAGAUGGCCGCCGAGGCGGGCAAGAAAGGGCCAGGGACGAAGCCCAUCAAGGGCAUCACUGAUGUGAAGGUGAAGGAUGUGCUGGUGCCAGUGAUCACGUUGAGCUUGGUGCCCGAGGAGGGCAUCUUCCAGUGUGUGUCCACAGGCAUGACCAUCACUGGCAAGAGCUUCAUAGGGGGAAACAUGGAGAUCAUCGUGGUCUUCAACAUCACAGCGACUGACCGGCUUCUGAAGGACGAGGAGACGGGGCUCCCCAUGUUCAAGAGCGAGGGUUGUGAGGUCAUUCUGGUCAACGUGAAGACCAACCUGCCUAGCAACAUGGCGCCUAAGGUGGUCAACAAGUUUGUGGACAGCACCCUACACAAAGUUCUCCCUGGCCUGCUGUGUCCAGCCAUUGAUGCGGUCCUGGCUUACGUGAACAAGAAGUGGGCCAACCUGAACGUUCCCAUGCCUGUGGGUCAGAUGGGCACCGUCAAAUACUCUCUGACAUCCAUCCCAACGCCCACGGCCAGCUACAUCCAAGUGGACUUCAGUCCUGAGGUACAGCAGAAGAAGGGUGGUGCCGUUAAGCUUGCGGAUUCAGGGGCGGCCCUGGAGUUCCCUGGAGGGUACGCUGAAGGCUCCUCGCAGCUGCUGCUCUCCGCUGCCUUCCUCACAGCAGAGCUGGCUCUCCUGCAGGCGUCUUUGGAUGUGAAUAUUAAGAAAACGAAGACUGGGAAGUUGUGCUCACUGACCACCGAAACACUGGCCAACUUUAUCCCUGAAGUGGCUGAGACCUAUCCCAAGCCAAAGCCCUUGGUGGUGAAGAUCAAGAUAAACAAGCCCCCCAAGGUCACCAUGAAGAAAGGCCAGAGUCUCAUGCACUUCCACGGCACCCUGGGGAUGUUUGCUGCCAAGCGGCGGGGCAAGGCUCCUGUGUCCAUUUUUCUUCUGGAAUUUCACUUCAACCUGAAAAUCCAAUUCUCAGUGAGUAAGAACCGGCUGCAGAUGGCAACCUCUAUGAACAGCCUGCUGACCCUGUCCCGGGGGUCCUCAUCCGUUGGAGCCUUCCAUGAGGAGGACUUGACCAACUUCGUCACUGAUUUCCUCCGGGAAGCCUAUGUGCCAGUUGUCAAUGAUGUGCUCCAAGUCGGGCUCCCCCUCCCGGACUUCCUGGACAUGAAUUACAACCUAGCAGAGCUGGAUGUAAUAGAGGAUGCCCUGGUGCUGGACUUGAAGCUAUACUGACCAGGGCGGGACUCACCUGCCAGCUGCCCGCACACCACCAACUGGCCGCACCCCGUGGAGGACCUCCCGAUGUGAGUCGGUGGACCUGGCCCCUACCACCGAUGGCUGCUUCCUUUGGCGGGAAGGAAGCAGGUCAGGUCUGGGCUGGGCCUUGGCAAUA
Condylura cristata (star-nosed mole) is the source of this 1522-nucleotide messenger RNA. RefSeq names its product BPI fold containing family B, member 6 (gene BPIFB6). Gene Ontology annotation, molecular function: lipid binding. The coding region runs from base 1 to 1362 and encodes 453 amino acids. The record is from RefSeq and is a predicted model, not a curated record. NCBI's taxonomy places the organism in Eukaryota, Metazoa, Chordata, Mammalia, Eulipotyphla, Talpidae. The transcript is spliced from 15 exons.